Molecule: messenger RNA, 592 nt
Organism: Macroventuria anomochaeta
Lineage: Eukaryota; Fungi; Ascomycota; Dothideomycetes; Pleosporales; Didymellaceae
Exons: 3
Coding region: 79-489 (136 amino acids)
Biological process (GO): protein peptidyl-prolyl isomerization
Molecular function (GO): peptidyl-prolyl cis-trans isomerase activity
Source: RefSeq, a predicted model, not a curated record
CGUGGCGCUGCUCGUACUGUACAGUCCCUUUGAGCUCUCAAACGUACAAUUCUACACCAAACACCCCAAUUGCCCAAUAUGAAGCUCACAACCAUCCUUGCCCUUGCCGCGACUGCGCUCGCCGGAGAGACCAUCAACAACGAGCACCUCAAGACCGAAGUCGUAACCGCAGUCGACUGCAAGCGCCCCACCGUCGCCGGCGACAAGAUCCACGUCCACUACCGCGGCACCCUCGAAUCCGACGGCUCCGAGUUCGACGCCUCCUACAACCGCGGGCAGCCUCUGAGCUUCAAGGUCGGCAGCAACCAGGUGAUCAAGGGCUGGGACCAGGGUCUGCUAGACAUGUGCCCUGGCGAGAAGAGGAAGUUGACUAUUCAGCCUGAGUGGGCAUACGGCAGCAGGGGCGCCGGGCCGAUCCCUGCGAACAGUGUGUUGAUCUUUGAGACAGAGCUGGUCAGCAUUGAUGGUGUGAGCAAGGAUGAGUUGUAGGGCCAUAAGAUGCUAUAUAUAAUAGCAGAGGGAGAGGGAAAAAAGAUGGACAAGCACCAUUUAAGUAGUAGAACGAACAGACAAUCAGAAGGUCCGCAAUCCC